Rhodotorula graminis WP1 is the source of this 3255-nucleotide messenger RNA. RefSeq lists its product as uncharacterized. Bases 1 to 3147 code for a protein of 1048 amino acids. NCBI's taxonomy places the organism in Eukaryota, Fungi, Basidiomycota, Microbotryomycetes, Sporidiobolales, Sporidiobolaceae. Gene Ontology annotation, molecular function: ubiquitin protein ligase activity. The transcript is spliced from 5 exons. Gene Ontology annotation, biological process: protein polyubiquitination; protein monoubiquitination. The record is from RefSeq and is a predicted model, not a curated record.
AUGCCUCCAGACGACGCAGGCCCGCCCUCCAAGCGGCGCAAGACGUCGUCGCCGCCCCGUCCUCCCCCACACCGCCGUCGCAGCUCACCCGCGUCGCACCGCCCGUCGCACAGCCCCGAAGCUGCCCGGCCCAGGCGCAAGAACCCGCUCGAGGGCUUUGACGACGACGAGGAGCUUCCCGAGGAGCGAGAAGAGCGCGAACGCGACGCCGCUCUCCUCGCCGCGAGGGCGGGAGGCGGCGACGACGGCGACGGGCACGACGACGAGGACGAGCACUGCGCCAUCUGCCUGUCCCCGAUCGAGAACAAGACGGUCGUCUACCCGUGCCACCACGGCCAGUUCUGCUGGAACUGCAUUCGCGCAUGGACCGACCAGAGCCGCAAGUGCCCGCUCUGCCUCGGGCCCAUCGAGCACCUGAUCCACAACAUCCGCUCGCCCAAGGACUACCAGGUCCACCACCUCCUCCCGCUCCACACGCUCGUGUCGACCUCGGCCUCGGCCUCGACCAGCACCGAUCCGCUCCCGCCUCGCGGCAACCGCCCGCCGCGCGUCAACCCGGCCCUGCCGCGCCACGCGCUGUACGGCCGCAGCCGGUACUCGUCAGCGGCGAGGGUCGGCGAGGAGGAUGAGACGACGUGGCGCGAGCGGCAGACUGAGCGCGAGCUCGAGCGCAGGAGAUACAUCUACCGCGAGGACCUGUACGCCAAGCACGUCGCGAGCAACCGCUACACGGGCUUCAAGCCGUUCUCGCCGCAGACGUUCGCGAGCAACUCGGAGCUCAAGGCCAAGGUCAUCAAGUUCAUCCGCCGCGAGCUGCAAAUCUUCCCGGCCGUCGACGUGGCGUUCCUCACGACCUACCUCGUCUCGAUCGCGUCGCAGCUCGACCUGCGCUCGUCGGCCGCGAUCCGCCUCAUCUCGGACUUCCUGUCGGACCAAGACGCGCAGCACCUCGUGCACGAGAUCACGACGUUUGCGCGCUCGCCGUUCAAGUCGCUCGAGGGCUACGACCGCUUUGUCCAGUACGGCCGCCCGCACCGCGAUGUGCCCAAGGCGCGCGAGCUCGAGGAGCUCGUCCUCGAGCCCGAGGACCUGCAGCGCGACGCGCCCCGGUUCGAGGAGCACAUGCGCCGCAAGCGCGCCGAGGAAGACGCGGCCGAGCGCGCGCGACCGAGGCCGCCACCGCCCAUGGCGGCGAGCCUCCCCUCGCGGUCCACUGCGCCUACUACCGCGCGUCGUGGGAGCCAGGGCGAGGCGUUCCGCGGCGGGAGGGGCGACGGUGGGUACGGCGGCGCGCGAGCGCCUCGCGAGCGGCGCCUGAGCGGCCGCGAGCCGUCCCCUCCCGGGCACUCGCCGCCGCCGUCGUCGUCGAGGCGUCGCUCGAGCGGCGCGUACCGCCACGAGCGCAGGGCGCCGCCGUCGCCGCCGCGCGAGCCCGACUGGCGCGACCGCGACGAGCGGUACACCGGGUCGUACUACCUGUCGAGCGGGAGCCGGCGCGACGGGACCAAGGGCGCGAGGGCAUACGGCCCGCCGCCGCCAAGGUGGGCGAGGGGGCAGGAGAGGCGGUAUCGCGACGAGCGGGAGCGCGACAGGGAGAGGGAGCGCGGGCGGUCGAGGUCGAGGGACAGGCGCCGUUCGCCGUCGCCAUCCGAGCGCGGCGGCAGCCGCAGCCGCUCGUACUCGCGCUCGCCUGUCGGUUCGCGCCGCGAGCGCUCGUCGUCGCGGUCGCGCACCCUCCAGGCCGACUCGCGCUCGCGGUCCCCCUCGCGCUCUCGGCCGCCUCCCUCCUCACGCGGCCGCUCGCGCUCCCACACGCCCGUUCGCCGCACCGCCUCGCCGACACCUCCUCCCGCCCUCGACCUCGGCGCCGACCCGCACGCCUCGGCCGACGACUCGGACGCCAUCUCGCUCGUGGGCCCGUCCUUCUCGGCGGCGCCGUCACCGCGCCCGGGCACGCCGUCCGCCGCCGCUGGUGGGCCCGCACGCCCGAUGCUGAGUAUCUUUGGCGCGGCGCAGCGCCUGCUCGGCAACGGGCGCGUCGUCACCCUGACCGAGGACGGGCGCGCGAGCCUGCAAGGCGCGCCGCCGAGCGACUCGGGCUCGUCGAUGGCGGCUGCGGGCAAGGGCAAGGGCAAGGCGCGCGCCGACGCCGCCGAGCCGCCCUCGGCGCCUCUCGCGAUGCGACUGCGUCCCGCGCCGUCAGGCAAGGGCAAGGCGCCGACGUCGUCGUCGCGCGGCCAGGAGCCGUACGAUGCCAUGCCGCGCGCGAGGCCGGCCUCGCCGGCGGGCAAGACGCUCCUCGCGCGCCUCGGCAGCGCUCCUACGUCCUCGUCCGUCGUCGCCCCUGCGCCUGCGCCCGCCGCCGCCUCGAGCGCCGACGCCGGCCAGACGCUGCGCGCCAAGCUCCAGGCGCGCCUCACCGCCGAGUACCGCCAGGCGCUCGCGUCGCGCUCGGCCCCCUCGGCAGCUACGUCGUCGGCGGCGGCGUCGGGCGCCAAGAGCGCGACGGACCUGCGCGGGCUGCUCCAGGCGCGGCUCACGGCCGAGAAGGCGCUCGCGUACGAGGAGAUGACGCGGUCGAGGGCGCAGGCGUCGCUCGCUGCGCUACGCGAGCGGGGAGCUGGCGGAGAAGGCGGUACGGGGCAGACGACAACGUUCAGCCAGGCGACGAGGGAGCUGCUACUCGCGCGGCUCGAGGAGGAGAGGCUCCUCGCCGAGGAGGCCGAGGGCGCCGCUGUCGGGCUCGCCGCCGGCGGGUACGAGCUCGACUACGGCUUCGAAUACGACUACGGCCUUGACGCGGUGUCGUUCGACUCGGGUCCGUCGCUGUCGACGUCGGCCGACGCCGCUCUCGCUUCCGCCCCCUCGACCGACCCGCUCCCCCUUCCUGCCUCGCCCUCUCCUCCUCCUACCCCGGCACCCGCCCCCGCCCCCGCGCCCAAGUCCGAGACGGCGCUCAAGGCGGCCCUGCUCGAGAAGCGCAAGGCGGCGGUCGAGCUCGAGCUCGAGAAGCGCAGCGGCGAGCUCAAGGAGCGGCUCGUGCGCCAGAAGCUGCUCGCCAGGCGCAAGGCGGCGGCGGUGGCGGUGGCGUCGGGCGAGGGGUCGCCGCCGCUGCGGACGGGCGAGCGUGUGGAGGAGUCGGUGUAGCGCGAGGAGGGAGGACGAGCCGCUUGGUGGACUCUGGCGCCCGAUAGCGAGCGAGGGCCGUACGGCGUAGUGCCUCUGUCACGCAAUGAGAGAAUCGGCUACCUUGUC